UUGCACUCAGCCUGAGCCAGGGGGAGGCCUGGCGGUCCGGGUGGCUGGAGGGGCUUCGCUGCCCGAGAAUGGGAAUUCUCUUCACCAGGAUAUGGAGACUGUUCAAUCACCAGGAACACAAAGCUAUCAUUGUUGGGUUGGAUAAUGCAGGGAAAACUACCAUCCUUUACCAAUUUUCUACAAAUGAAGUUGUACAUACAUCCCCUACAACAGGAAGUAAUGUAGAAGAGAUAAUGAUUAAUAAUACAUGUUUCCUGAUGUGGGAUAUUGGUGGCCAAGAAUCUCUUCGCUCUUCCUGGAAUACUUACUAUACUAAUACAGAGUUUGUAAUAGUUGUUGUGGACAGUACAGACAGAGAAAGGAUUUCUGUAACUAGAGAAGAACUCUACAAAAUGUUAGCUCAUGAGGACCAAAGGAAAGCUGGAUUGCUGAUUUUUGCUAAUAAACAAGAUGUUAAAGAAUGCAUGACUGUAGCAGAAAUCUCCCAGUUCUUGAAGCUCACUUCGAUUAAAGAUCACCAGUGGCAUAUCCAGGCAUGCUGUGCUCUUACUGGCGAGGGACUAUGCCAAAGGCUUGAAUGGAUGAUGUCACGAUUUAAGAUUAGAUGAUCUCUACUGAUCUCUUCUCAUAGACUUUGUAAAAGCAAAGUGCUGGACUUUACCUGAAAGCUGCAAAAAUUAAUGGUUUAGAUAUAUUUACAAUAAACUGAUUUAAACUUUUUCUAAAGAAGAAAAAUUAAGACCACUUAUUUGAAAACAAGGAUGAAGUUUCACCUUCCAAUUUGCUUUCUCAUUAGUUCCUUCCAAAGUAUGUUAUUAAAGCUGUGAUCAAUAUUUUUCUCAUAAUAAAUCC
Molecule: messenger RNA, 852 nt
Organism: Heterocephalus glaber (naked mole-rat)
Lineage: Eukaryota; Metazoa; Chordata; Mammalia; Rodentia; Bathyergidae
Product: ADP-ribosylation factor-like protein 5A
Molecular function (GO): GTP binding; GTPase activity
Source: RefSeq, a predicted model, not a curated record